Molecule: messenger RNA, 702 nt
Organism: Salvia hispanica
Lineage: Eukaryota; Viridiplantae; Streptophyta; Magnoliopsida; Lamiales; Lamiaceae
Source: RefSeq, a predicted model, not a curated record
AUGUUGAUGAGGAAAUACGGCUUAGCUGCUGAUCAAGUUAUCGAUGCAAGAAUAAUCGAUGUUAACGGAAGGAUCCUUGAUAGAAAAUCAAUGGGCGAGGAUCUAUUCUGGGCAAUCAGAGGCGGCGGAGGUGCUAGCUUCGGAGUCAUAGUUGCUUGGAAGGUACAACUGGUAGAUGUUCCAGAAACUGUCACUGUUUUCAACGUUGCCAGAACACUAGAGCAAAAUGCGACUCAUCUCUUUCACCGCUGGCAAUACAUAGCUUCUGAACUCGACAAAGAUUUGAUCAUUGGAAUCACGGUAGCCAAGGCGAAUACAAUCACCGUUUCCUUCUUCUCACUCUUCCUCGGCGGAAUCGACAGACUCCUUCCACUGGUGCAAGAACAUUUCCAUGAACUCGGGCUGGUAAGAGAAGACUGCAUCGAAACGAGCUGGAUCCGAUCAAUCCUAUUCCAUUACGGUUUCCCCAUUGAUUCUCCAAAGGAGGUGUUGCUCAACAGAACUCAACGCAGCGUCACAAACUUCAAAGGAAAAUCGAAUUACGUGCAGAAACCCAUUCCCAAACACGGGCUGGAAGGCAUGUGGAGACUGUUUAACGAGGAGGAGGCCGCGGGCGAAGAUUUCUCAAUCUGCCAUUCCUUUUCCGCACAGAGCAGGGAACUUGUACAAAAUUCACCAUAUAGUAUUUUGGGGCGAAGAUGA